AUGGGCGACGCCGGGUCUCCUCCCCCGUCCUCACCCUCACGCUCGGCUUCGCACCAACCCCUCCGCGCCGGCCUCCCCAGCACCAACCCAACCAAGUCGUUCUGGCAGACCUCCUUCCCCAACACUCUGGCCCAUCAUCGCUCGACGCCGGAGCUCCCCACCCACGCGGACGUGGUCGUCGUGGGGACGGGGAUCAGCGGCACUUUUGCAGUGGAUGAGUUGGUGAAGAACGACGGCCUCACCGUCCUGGCUCUCGAAGCCCGCACGCUCUGCUCUGCCGCCACGGGCAGGAACGGCGGGCAUUUGCAGCCCCUGAUCCACAGUGCGCCGGCACACAUUAUUGAUUUUGAACUAAGAAAUUUUCAUCACGUCGAGGCUUUGGCGUUGAACGGGCUUCCAGAGGGUGAUGAUGACAGUGACGAGGACGAUGAGGGUCACGGCAAAGGCGAUGGUAAUGAGUCUCAGGAAAAGACAGCUUCCUCGCCAUCAUCAUUAUCACCCUCUUGGUGUGAUUUUCGCAGACUCGAAGGGUGUCUAGGGUUCUGGAACGAGGAGUAUUUCAACGACGCGAAGCGAGAUCUCGCCGCUACUGCUGCCUCCCAUGUAGCGAGGGACGCGGGCAAUUACAAGAGCAAGAAUAUGCCCGGCGAGGACCACACCUACGCCGGCUUAGCUAGAGUUGUCGACGACCCCAAAGAGCUGGAGGCGCUGGGAUUGAGGACGCAGAGCGGCGCGGUCGGCGCCAUCGUCCAGAGCGUGGCCGCCAGUUUGAGUCCGUACAAGCUGUGCGUGGGCCUGUGGAGGAGUCUCCUCGGCAGAUUCGAGCAAGAGGAUCAAGCAGCCGGCAUGGAAAGAACAAGGAAUAUUCAAGAACCCUUGAAGGCACGGGCGUCGAGACAGAGACACAGGCUGAAUUUGCAGACAGAUACACCUGUCACAAGGCUGGAGAGAGGAGAUGGUGGAUGGAUAGUCCACAGCCCCCGCGGCAGCGUGCACACUCACACGGUCGUCCUCGCCACAAACGCAUACACGUCCCACUUGGUCCCGGAGUUCGCGCCCUUGAUCCGUCCCGUGCAGGCGCAGAUGUCUGCUCUCGUCCCUCCUCCAUCGUCUUCGGGACAUUGCAACACCAGCAGCAGCAGCAGCGGGAGUGAGGUAGGGAAUCCGCACAAGGAAACCCACCGUGAAGGAGGGACACGGAAGCUGAUCCCCAUGAGUUACGGCUUCAUGGGCGUCGGAAGCAUGGAUCGCGUCAUGAGCGAUUACCUCGUUCAGAAUCCGUAUAUUACCACCAGUACCAGUACCAGUACCAGUACUAGUCCCAAUGCUGGGGGAGGCCAUCUCAUGUUCGGCGGCGGCCGACACCUCUCCCUCCACCACGGCGAGGGCGUGUGGGACGACGACUUUGUGGACAAACCCGUCGAGCGGUACCUGCGCAGCCUGCCCGAGCGACUUGACCUGAAUCUGGACCUCGACACACGCGAUAGUGGGGCUAUGUAUGGCCAGAACCACAACCACCUGCAGAACGAGGCCGGAUCACCUUCUUCACCGUCAUUACGGCCACCACCAUCAUCAUCAUCACAGCUGCUAGACAUCGCAGCCUCCUGGACCGGCAUAAUAGGCCACUCGGCCGACGGGCACCCGUGGGUCGGCGCCGCGCCACAGCCAGAGCACGCCGGCAUAUUCGUCUGCGCGGGCUACACGGGCCACGGGAUGACGAAUGCGCCGCUGUGCGGAAGGGCCGUGGCGAGGAGGGCGGUGAGGGCGCUGCGGGACAUGAGAGCCGGUCGCGUCGACGCGAUGGAGCAGGAUGAGACUACAGAAGAGGAUGUAGAUUUGGAUGUACCGCCAGAAUACCUGAUAACCCGCGAGCGGAUCGAACGAAUCGAGCGUGUCGUGCAAGCUUAUUCUGCAUAA
Molecule: messenger RNA, 1917 nt
Organism: Fonsecaea multimorphosa CBS 102226
Lineage: Eukaryota; Fungi; Ascomycota; Eurotiomycetes; Chaetothyriales; Herpotrichiellaceae
Exons: 1
Coding region: 1-1917 (638 amino acids)
Cellular component (GO): cytoplasm
Molecular function (GO): oxidoreductase activity
Source: RefSeq, a predicted model, not a curated record